This is a messenger RNA of Drosophila persimilis, 1755 nucleotides long. RefSeq lists its product as uncharacterized. Bases 443 to 1201 code for a protein of 252 amino acids. The record is from RefSeq and is a predicted model, not a curated record. The transcript is spliced from 3 exons. Lineage: Eukaryota; Metazoa; Arthropoda; Insecta; Diptera; Drosophilidae.
UUUAGGGCGUUAUUUAUUAUUAUUUAUAUUAUUUAUAAAAAAGGCACAGGCUCAAUUCGGUCACACUGACUGGCAUCCUCUGGUCACACCACCAGCACUGCCAGAAACAGCUGGUUAACGUGACCAGAGCUGCAAUUGUUUUUUGAUGGUACUUUAGGACGCCGUUUGCAGGCCGUUGGCCAGAGGGGUGUCGUGGUGCCGAGGGGGUGCUGGUGCAGCCGAACAGCUGGUUUCAAAGGAAAAUUCCUGUGCAGAGUGGACAACGCCGAGGGCGCGCAUCCUGGAAGGAGUGGACAGCCGGACAGAGGUCGCCCCCCUCCCCUCGGACUCCAUACGCCGGGAGCUCAGAUUCGACCAGGAGACGAGACGCCUUUACUGGUUGGCGUCGGGACACCGGCAUCUUCAGGAUUCUGGCGUCUGGUGCGAAGGAAAGACGUGGGAAAUGGGAGCUGUUCUCGCGUCGGUCCGAUGCGGAGGCUCGUCUCAUCGAGAUCACCCGCUUGGAUGGCAGCAGCCGGCGCGUGCUCUUGUGGAAGGGGGUGGAGAAGCCGCGUUCCCUGGUCCUCGAGACGCGUCGCGACUACAUGUACAUCUACAGAGUCGCCUCGGACUCCAUACGCCGCGUCACGAUGGACGAAUCCGAGCUGCAAGCAAUCAUGGCCCGGAGCUUAUAUUCGACCAAGAGACGAGACGCCUCUACUGGAUGGCAAGAAGCGUCGGACACUGGUUGGCAACUAGGACUACGUGUAAUGGAGCGACUGGAGCACAGGAGACAUUGAUCCAGACUGGCCAGAGCCGCAGCCUCGCCAAGAACGUGCCCUGCAUCCCCCACAGCUACGACAGACUGCCUGAAUAUGCCGCUGCCGCUGUCCGGCAAGAAUAUCCGUGCCCAAGUGAAGCUCUCUCGCCUAUUCAGCUGUGUUCUAAAAAGUUUCCUCUUUUGUCUUCUUUGGCGAACUCGCAGAAGCCUCGCAACAUUGACGUGCUUGCCAUGAAGGCGAGGCGUCUGCUCCUCUCGACAGAUGUCGGCAGCCAUCAGGCCACCACUCAGGCCCGAGUCGAUGGCAAUGAGUCCGAUAAGAUCUACUAUGCCCAUGGCAAGCGAAUCGAUGUGAUAGACCUUAAAGGAAAGAACAAGAAAACCCUUGUUUCCGGUGAACAACAAUGCCGCCUUGGGGGGAUUUGUGUACUGGCUGGAUGACAAGACCGGAAUGGAGCGGAUCACUGUCAACGGAGAACGUCGUUCUGCGGAGCUGCAGCGUCUGUCGCAGUUCACCGACAUCAGUGCCGUGUGGACAUCGGGUGCGAAAGUGCUGCGCAAUCACAAUUGUCUUCACAGUCGCACAAAGUGUUCCCACAUCUGCAUAGCCAGCGGGGUGUGACACGCAGUACUCACGACGUCUGCUCGUGCCCCAAGCAUCUGAUGCUACUGGAGGACAAGGAGAACUACAGCGUGUGUCCGGCCAGAUAAUUUUAAGUGGCGGGAGUAGUGACAUGAACAACGAUUGUAUAUCCGUCUUCUGGCGCUGUGACGAAAGGAUCGCCCGGCGGAUCAGUUCAGCUGACAGCCGAGGGCAGCGACAAGGCUCUGGUCUGCGAUGGUACCACCUGUGAAAACUGUCGCAAUGUCCACGUUGAGGCCGACUGCUGCAAGCGGCCAGGAGAGUUUCAGUGUCCCAUUAACAAGCUUUGCAUAUCGGCCGCCCUGCUCUCCGAUUGCUGGGACUCGAAGAGUUAAGGAAUAUAUUAGUUUUG